AUACAUAACUUUUUAUUAAUCCAAAAUAUAAGAACCAAAUUAAAUGAACGUGAAAUUUUUCAUCCUCCUUUUGACAAUCUCAUGGUUGUUUAAGAAGAUUACUUCACUUCCUCCUGAAUCUCGAGUACUUGAUCGUCGUAGUUUCCCUGAUAACUUUGUUUUUGGAACUGCUGCAUCUGCUUUUCAGUACGAAGGUGCAACAAGUGAAGGUGGAAAAUCGCCAAGUAUAUGGGAUUACUUCAGCCACACUUUUCCAGAAAGAACCAAUAUGCAGAAUGGAGACGUGGCGGUCGAUUUUUACCAUCGUUAUAAGGAUGAUAUCAAGCUGAUGAAAGAGCUAGAUAUGGACGCUUUCAGAUUUUCGAUUUCAUGGGCUAGAUUAAUACCCAGUGGGAAGGUAAAGGAUGGAGUAAACAAAGAAGGCGUAAAAUUCUACAAUGCUCUCAUCGACGAGCUUAUUGCUAAUGGCAUUCAACCUUCUAUGUCCCUCUAUCAUUGGGAUCAUCCUCAAACUCUCGAGGAUGAGUAUGGUGGUUUUCUAAGCCCUCAAAUAAUAGAAGAUUUUCGAGAUUUUUCAAGAGUAUGUUUUGAAGAAUUUGGAGACAGGGUUAAGAUGUGGACUACUAUAAAUGAGCCUUACAUCAUAACUGUUGCGGGCUACGAUACUGGCAACAAAGCAGUUGGACGUUGCUCGAAAUGGGUGAAUAGUCAGUGCAAAGCCGGUGACUCCGCUACCGAGCCUUAUAUUGCAUCACAUCACCUUCUUCUUGCUCAUGCCGCAGCUGUACAAGAGUUCCGAAAAUGUAACAAGACUUCACAAGACGGACAGAUUGGGAUAGUGUUAUCACCGUUGUGGUUUGAGCCUUACGACUCUACUUCUCUUGAAGAUAACGAAGCUGUUAAAAGAGCUCUUGUCAUUGAGCUAGAUUGGCACUUAGAUCCAGUUAUCCACGGAGACUAUCCAGAAAUACUGAAGAAACAACUCCGAAAUAGAUUACCAUCUUUCACUGCAGAACAAUCCAAAAUGUUAAAAAACUCAUCGGAUUUUAUUGGAGUAAACUAUUAUACUGGACGCUACAUUGCUCAUCUUCCUUACGUUGACCCUGCACGACCUCGAUUCAAGACUGAUCAACAGCUAGAAUGGAGAGUAACAAAUCACAGUAAUCACCAAAUAGGACCAGAGGAAGAUCGAGGCAUACUCCACUCAGUACCAGAAGGUUUAAGAAAAGUUCUUAACUACAUAAAAGAUAAAUACAGUAACCCUACAGUCUACAUAAAAGAGAACGGAAUCAAUGACUACGACGACGGUACAAAGUCACGAGAGGACAUUCUCAAUGACACUUUUAGGAUAAAGUACCAUAAGGACCAUCUCCAACAACUCCACAAAGCUAUAAUGGAGGAUGGAUGUGACGUCAAAGGAUAUUACGCAUGGUCUUUGCUAGACAAUUUUGAGUGGGAGCAUGGAUACAAUACUAGAUUCGGUCUGUACUAUGUUGAUUACGACAACAAUCUCGAACGGUAUCCCAAAGAUUCUGUUAACUGGUUCAAGCGAUUUCUCAAUAGACUUGACGUAAAGAGUGAAAUAAAGAAGGAAGAAGUAUGGGAUGUGUCACGUAAUAAUAAGACUCUUGAUGAUGAUGCAAAAGGUUUCGAGGCAUCCGUUCGCACGAUUAUCUAUCAUACGACGAAUUCAUCGAGAAGAGAAGAAGAAGAAGAGAAGGAUCGUUUCACUUUGGAGGUUCCUUAUAAUCGGUUGAAUUUGUCGUUGGGUUCUUAUACUUCUUUUGGACUCUAGAAAUACUUCGUGGGUAAAAAUUCUUCAAUGGAUGCGAUAUGCAUAUGGAUUAGAUUUUUCUAGUAAUCAAUGAAAAUUGUCGGUGUAAGAAAAUGGUUAAGUUCAUAUUUUUUGUGUAUUUUAGUCGGCAUUUUAGAGCAUAAUC
Messenger RNA from Brassica oleracea var. oleracea, 1940 nucleotides. RefSeq names its product beta-glucosidase 28-like. The transcript is spliced from 13 exons. The record is from RefSeq and is a predicted model, not a curated record. Gene Ontology annotation, molecular function: beta-glucosidase activity. Bases 44 to 1795 code for a protein of 583 amino acids. NCBI's taxonomy places the organism in Eukaryota, Viridiplantae, Streptophyta, Magnoliopsida, Brassicales, Brassicaceae. Gene Ontology annotation, biological process: carbohydrate metabolic process.